Messenger RNA from Lottia gigantea (owl limpet), 1422 nucleotides. RefSeq lists its product as hypothetical. The record is from RefSeq and is a predicted model, not a curated record. The transcript has 3 exons. Lineage: Eukaryota; Metazoa; Mollusca; Gastropoda; Lottiidae. The annotation marks the transcript as partial.
AGUGAACAGCACCUGUGUGAAAACAAACCUUAUGAAUGUGAUUAUUGUGAAAAAUCUUACAGUAAGAGCCAAUAUCUCGUGGAUCACAUCAAAAUAGUGCAUUCUACCUCCAAGGCUUUCUCAUGUCCUCACUGUUGUAAGACUUUCACAGUCAAUAAAAGUUUGAAGAGACAUCUCAGUGCUCAUUGUACUAAAAUACUUCAUACUUGUAAAAUCUGUAGUAAAUCUUUUAAUCGAAAAAGUGAAUUAGAAAGUCAUUCUAAAAUUCACACCUUGGAUCCUGAGAUAUUGAAAUCUAGUUUAAAGAGACCCUAUAAAUGUUAUGUUUGUAAUAAAGCCUUUACUAAAUCAAACCAUUUAAAGGAUCAUUGUACAGUACAUACAAGAGUAAGGGAAUUUAUAUGUGAAAUUUGUGCCAGUUCAUUUCUGACUAAAAAUUCAUUGAGGCAACAUCUAAGAACUCAUAGCAGUGAGAAACCAUAUAAAUGUGAUGUUUGUAGUAAAACAUUCGUACAAAAUAGAGACUUGCAAAAUCAUUUACAAAAAAAUUCUGACUGUGACUUAGGGAGGAAACACCUUAAUUGUCUGAUUUGUGAACGACAGUUUAUAAACCAGGCGGGGUUAAGAGUUCAUAUGAAGAUUCACACAACUACAGAUCUUUCAUCUAAUAUUUGUCACAAAAUAUUUCAAACUUCAAAAGAAUUAGAACAACAUAAUAUAUCUGAUCAUGAGGAAUCUAAAGAAAAUAUUUGUCAUGUUUGUAGUAAAUCAUUUAAUUCCAAUCAUGCUUUAGUCAUACAUGUGAGAACUCAUACAGGUGAGAAACCAUUUCAAUGUGAUGUUUGUCCAAAAGCAUUUAGAUCUGCUUCAGUGUUGAAUAGUCAUAAACGAACUCAUACUGGAAUCAAACCAUAUAAAUGUGAUGUAUGUAAUAAACGCUUUAGUAAAACUAAUCAUGUUCGUGAACACUUUCAGAACAUCCAUUCAACAGUUAGACCAUAUUCUUGUGAAAUUUGUCACAAAUCGUUCCCAACAAAUAGAAGUAUGAAAGUUCAUGUAAAAACUCACAACAGAGUCGAAAAUGCAGAACAGUAUAAAUGUGAUAUCUGUAGUAAAUCAUUUAAUCAAAAAUCGACUCUGCAGAAACAUUUAAAACAUCAUAUAGGAAAUAAAGAUGUAAUGUGUGAUGUUUGUGGGAAAUCUUUUUACGAUACUGCCGAUCUUAAUCGUCAUGCUCGCAUACAUAUUAAUGAGCCUCAUUGUGAUAUUUGCGAUAAAACUUUCUGUAAUCAGGAGUAUCUACAGAAACACAUGUUGGCUCAUGAAGGAGUGAAAAGGUAUGCAUGUGAACAGUGUGAUAAGUCAUAUUUCACGAAUUAUAAUUUAAAUAGACAUUUAAAAGUUUGUAAUAAAUCAAAACCC